AUGCGAGAGCACCAUGCUAUCCGCCUGAAGGCAUUCUUUGUCUUUAAUGCUGCUGCAUUUGUCAUGUCCCUGCUCAUCAUUAUGCUGCUCCUAGACAAGCAACUAGUCAUCCCACUACUCCAGGACCAGGAUCAAAGCAUGACCUCCCGAGUAAGGACCCGCUUUCUCAAAGCGUACAUCAUUAUUGCUCUUGUCGGUCUUGUGGGGGCCUACGCCACCGGCAGCAGCAGGAAUAGUGACACUACCAUCUAUGUUGGCUGUCUGGUUUUCGCUGUUCUUGCAUGCAUUCUUUUUCUCAAGGUGAUUAUAUCCCCUCACCCACAAGGGUCAGCAUCAGAUUCAAAUGGAAGGCCAAGCAAUGGAGUAAAGAAGAACGCAAGCAAUGGUGGAGUACAGACCAAUACAAGCAAUGCAGAUAUUCUGGAGAAGGCUCAAUCUCUUGUUGUCCUGCUUUCCACUCUUGUAACAACCGUCACAUACCAAGCAGGACUGAUCCCACCAGGUGGUGUUUGGCAGGAGAAUUGGAAGGAGCAUGAGGCUGGCAAUCCAAUACUCUUAUCUAUUCAACCAGAACGUUACAAGGUAUUCUUUUACUGCAACUCAAUAGCCUUUGCAGUAUCCUUGGUCAUCAUCAUCUUGGUCCAGUACAAGCCUAUCCUCAAGCACCACAUACUAGAGCUUGCCAUGAUAAUGGAUCUGUUUGGCCUCAUUGGUGCAUACUCUGCUGGGAGCUGCCGAGAUGUAACCACAUCCAUUUAUGUCAUUGCCUUAGCUGGAGUUGUUCUAGUCUAUGUGGUUAUUCAUGUUAUAUUCAUCACACUUGAUGAGGACAUGGGAAAGAAAGAUGGGGACAAGGACAAGAAGGAUGAGGGAAAGAGGCGCAAGAGGUUGCUCCUUUUUGCUGUUUUGUGUACGACCCUUACUUAUCAAGCUGGGUUGACCCCGCCAGGCGGGUUUUGGCUGAAGGACGAUGAGUUUGGGCACCAUGCAGGUGAGCCUGUCCUAUCUUACAACUAUCCACGCCAUUAUAAGGCAUUCUUGUACUGCAACUCAAUGAGCUUCAUGUCAUCGAUUGCCGUCAUUAUACUCCUCGUGAACCCGAAUCUGUAUAAGCCAGCCAUACGAAGCUAUGCUCUCUCUGUUUGCACCGCAGUAGGCAUGUUUGCUCUCAUGUGUGCCUACGCUGCAGGAAGCACUCAGCACCUGAAAACAUCCAUCUAUAUCUUUGGGUUGGUGGCUUUGGUCCUCUUCAUUAUGAUUGUAGUCCUAAUAUGUUUUGUCAAAAAGGAAAUGAGCCAGCUAACUCACAAGAUGAGGAAGAAAGAGUCGUACAGAAGUCCCCUCCAGCACAAGAUGAGGAUGUCAUAGAACAAGAAACUCAAACAUUGAAGCCGAGCGAGACAAUGUCUGCCGAUGAAAUAAAAGAAGACGACA
Molecule: messenger RNA, 1434 nt
Organism: Oryza sativa Japonica Group (Japanese rice)
Lineage: Eukaryota; Viridiplantae; Streptophyta; Magnoliopsida; Poales; Poaceae
Cellular component (GO): membrane
Source: RefSeq, a predicted model, not a curated record